This is a messenger RNA of Adineta steineri, 1062 nucleotides long. Lineage: Eukaryota; Metazoa; Rotifera; Eurotatoria; Adinetida; Adinetidae. The record is from the annotation of a GenBank genome assembly.
AUGUCGAAUAUUAUUGACACAAUCAAUUAUUUAAAUCAAGUAACAACUAUACUUGUAGUAACAAUCUGUUUAGCAAGUUUUAUACCAGGUGUUAUUGGUCUUUUAUUAAAUCUCAUUGUUUUUACUCGACCAAGUUUACGUCAUGAACCAUGUGCAUUUUAUUUUUUUUCAUCAACAUGUUUGAAUUUAUUUAUUAUUUUAAUUAUCGUACCUGUACGUAUUCUUUCAAAUGGUUUUAAUACCGAUCUAGCUGAUCGUAAUCUUGGUAUAUGUAAAUUAGAAUAUUAUACAUUCUUUAUCGUACGUGCUACAUCUUGUUGGUUAAUUGUAUUAGCAUGUAUCGAUCGAUAUCUACAUAGUUCAUCAAAUGCUCGUAUGCGUCGAUUAAGUUCAUUAAAAAUAGCACGAUUAGCUGUUGGAUCUAUCUGUAUAUUAUCCAUUAUUUCAUAUGUUCAUAUGAUUAUAUAUUAUGAAAUAGGAAAUACAACGAAUCAAUUUGGUGUCAUUAUUUCAAAAUGUAAUGCACGAAAAGGUUUUUAUCGUACUUUCAAUGCAUUAUGGCAAAUGAUUAUGUAUUCAUUAUGUCCAUCUUUAUUAAUGAUUUUAUUUGGUUGUCUUACAUUAAAUAAUAUUCAUCAACGUCGUCGAGUAUUACCCAUUAUGGGUGAAAAUAAUCGAGCUAUUCGACGUACAGAUAGUCAAUUAUUACGUAUGUUAACUGCUCAAGUUCUUUGCAUUGUAAUUUCAACGUUACCAUCUUCUGUUGAAAGACUCUAUUUAUCAAUCACAGAAAAUAUUGUUAAAGAUUCAAUUCGAGUUGCUCAAGAAAAUUUAGCUACUCAAACGGUAAAUGCAAUGACAUAUUUUGCUCAUUCAACUACUUUCUAUUUGUAUACACUAACUGGUGCCGUUUUUCGCAAGGAAGUUUUCAAAAUUUUCCAUCGCUGUUUUCGUCAAAAUCACAAUAAUCCAGUGAAUAUAUCAAAUGAUAGCAAUAGAAGAAUAAUCUUGGAAAAGCAACAACGUAAUAUUAAUGCGACUAGUGAUCUUAAUAAACCAUAA